AUGCAAAAAAUACAGAGAAUAUUCUUGAAAUGGCUUGUUGCACUCUGCAUAAUUCCUGUAUUUAUUAUGGGAAUACCAGUUUUCAUCAUUGUAUAUCCAAUCAGCUUGUUUAACAGAAAGCUGGUCGUUCGUAUAUCAACAUUAUUCACGUACCUGACAUGGUCGAUCACAAGCAUCCUGUUCAACAUAUCAUGCAGAGUUGAAGGAAACAACAUUUUAGACAACAAAAAUUAUUUUGUAAUUAGCAAUCAUUUAGGAUCAGUUGACUUCAUGCUAAUAAAUGAGAUAGCCAAGAUGAAUAAUAUGAUUGCACAUUCAAAAUAUACGAUCAAGGAGGGAUUGAAAGUAUUUCCAGUGCUGUAUCAAGGGAUGGUAUCCGUGGGAUUUUUAGUUCUUAAGCGAUGCUUCGAGAAGGAUCGAAAACGAAUCAUUCGGUAUUUUGAGUUCUUCAAGGCCAAUGAUAUUCCAAUCUGGUUUAUUCUGUAUCCCGAAGGCUCAAGGUUCAAGAAGCAGGCCCAAGCAAUCAGCUGGGAAUAUUCAGACAAAAACAACGUUCCAAGGAUGAAUAAUGUUCUUUUCCCAAGAUACAAGGGAUUCAAGCUCAUAUGUGAGCAACUCAGAGGCUCAAGAAUAUCAGAGAUUGCAGACAUCACAUUUUCAUAUUCAGAAGGCGAGGUCCCACCACUCUGGAAAUUCUUACUCUGCGACGUUACUGGACACUUCAAAUACAACAUAAGAAUAGUUCCAAUAAAUCAGAUCUCAGAUUACGAAUCAUUCCUAUACAAGGCCUUUGAACGAAAAGAUGCAUUAAUAACUGAAUGGAAAACAUUGAAGAGCAAAUAA
Messenger RNA from Ordospora colligata OC4, 843 nucleotides. RefSeq names its product lysophospholipid acyltransferase. The record is from RefSeq and is a predicted model, not a curated record. Gene Ontology annotation, cellular component: endomembrane system. Gene Ontology annotation, molecular function: acyltransferase activity. The coding region runs from base 1 to 843 and encodes 280 amino acids. NCBI's taxonomy places the organism in Eukaryota, Fungi, Microsporidia, Ordosporidae. The transcript has a single exon.